AGGGGGGGGGGGGAGGGGGACCUGCAGAACCUUCACUGAGAGCAGAGCAAGGCUGAGAACCGCCGGAGACCAGGACUGCUGGGCCCGAUCUGGACUGGAUCAGGUCUGAGCUGCUGACGGGAGGACUGAGACCUGAGACCGAUCCUGACCUGGACCGGGACGAUGCUGGCCGUGGGGACACUGGUCCUGGUCCUGCUGGGACUCAUCUGGACGUGUGGAGCCGUGUCCAGCGACCCCUGGGUUCAGUGUCCCGUCAGUCGGAAGUGUCAGGACAAGUUUGGGGACGGAUCCUGUGACCGGGAGUGUCUGGAGGCCGACUGUCUGCGGGACGGCUUCGACUGCCUGAAGGACAGGGGACACUGCAACCCGGGUCACGUCCCGUACUGCCGGGACCACUUCGCCGACUCCCACUGCGAGCUGGGCUGUGACAGCGCCCCCUGCGGGUGGGACGGCGGCGACUGCCUCAAGCACCAGAGCUCGCAGUGGGCCAAAGGGACGCUGGUCGUCCACACCAGCGUCCCCCUGCGGCGCUCCGCCUCCACCAACACCUCCGUUCUCUGGGCGCUCAGCGUCCUGCUGCAGUCGCCGCUCCGGCUGCGAGGCUCCGCCCCCCUCGCCGCCAGCAGGAACCUGUUCGACUACAACCCCCAGGAGCUGGAGGAGCUGCUGGCCCGGCCGGCGCCGGACGCUGACGGCUCCCUGCUCUUCGUCCAAGUGGACAACCGGCCGUGCUCCCGCCUGUCCUCCUGCUUCCCCUACGCCACCGAGGCGGCCGGCUUCCUGCGUGCCGCGCUGCAGCGGCGCCGCCCGGCCCCGCCCCCCCCGGCCCCGCCCCCCCUGCCCGAGCUGACCGCCGUCAUCAAUGUCAGGGGCGUCCGCCAGGAGAUCGGAGACAGAGAAGACGAGGAGGUCGUCCAAAAGGAAGUCAGAAGGCCGACCCCCGCCUGGCUCUGGGCCGUGGUUGCCAUCGCCGUUGCUCUGCUGCUGGUCGUCCCUCUGGCCAUAGUCCUGGUGGUGAGGAGGGUGCGGCGGCGGCGGCGGACCGAGAGGGACGGCGACGACUGGGCGGGACACCGGUCCAAACCGGCCGACGGCGAAGGCAACGUUAAAGUCAAAGGAUGGAUGUCAAUGUCUCAAGUGUCCCGCCAUGAUCAGAGAGUCCGCAGCAACAGAGAGAAGGACAGAGUGAGUCUGAAGAAGAAGAAGAAAGCCAGAGAGGCGGAGAAGAAGAGACGCAGGGAGCCGCUCGGCGAGGACGCCAUCCGGAUGAGGCCUCUCAGGAGGGACCAGGAAGUGGGCAGCGACACAGACUUUACCCAGAGUUCCAUGGAGGACGUCAGCAUGAGAUGCUCCCGCCGGGUGGAGGACGCCGCCGUCCGUGACCACCGGACUCAGGAGCAGAAACUGUCCCGAGCUGGACCGUCUCCGAACCGCCGAGCCGUGCAGCCGCCCCCUCGAGGCUGGGAGAGGAGCGCCAUGCCGCCGCCGCUGCUCAGUCCUCCUCAGCAGUCGGCGGAGUGGUGCGGCCCGGACGGCUCGGUGGUUCUGAUCCGGGCGGUGCGGAGCGGGCUGGACCGGGUGGUGCUGGAGCUGCUGCGGGCCGGAGUGCCGGUCAACAACACGGAUCACACCGGGCGGUCGGCCCUCCACUGGGCGUGCUCCGUCAACCACCUGACCCUGGCCCGGACCCUGAUCCGCUACGGGGCGGCCGUGGACCUGCAGGACAACAAGGGUGAGACCCCCCUCUUCCUGUCCGCCCUCCACGGCUGCUCUGAGACCUCCAGGCUCCUCCUCCUUCACGGCGCCAGUCUGGACCUGCGGGACCGGCGGGGGCGGCGCCCGGCGGACGUGGCGGGGGAGGGGCUGCAGCAGCAGGUCCUGGAGCUCCUGGCGGCCCCUCGGGUCCAGAGGGACGCCGGCGGCGACCCGCUGUGGAACCAGCAAACGCUGGCCUACUCGCCGUGGGCGGAGUCACAGGGGCUCCCCGGCAGGAGCGCCUCCUUCUCUGGGGUCGUAGGUCACCGGGACCUGGCUCCGCCUCCACGGACUGAUUGGUCGAUGGGCCUGCAGGCCCCGCCCCCUCAGAACUGGCGGCCGCAGCUCAGCCAAUCGGCGACUGCGCUAGUCCCUCCCAGAGUCAUGGGCCGCUCCCCUCGGCCAAUCAGCACCCUGCAGGAGGUGACGUCAGAAGACGAGGACCGCGAGCGGCAGCAGGAAGUCCCCAGGGCGGCCACGCCCCACUUCCUGUACCCGCAGCCCGCCCCGCGCCAGCGCUCCUUCUCCUGCUCCCAGCAUGCACUGCAGCGCCGCUGCAGCCCCGCCCCCCCUCAGCCGGAGCCCCACUACCUGAUGGUGACGGAGCAGGUGGAGCGGGUCCCGGUUCCCGCCGCCGCCGACCCCGCCCCUCCCCCCGCCCCUCCCCCCGCCACCAACGCGGAGCAGAAAGCCAGAGGUCAAAGGUUAAACAACGCUCCCGAUUCCACACAGACGGCCUUAUAGCGGCAGGAAGCUGCUGCAGCGGGAUUUCACAAUAAGGGUUCGAACCACGAGCUGAGAGGAAGAACCGGAGACAGCGGUGUCUUCAUGUGUCUCUCUUCUGUCUUCAGAUCAAACCGACCACUCCGUGCAGCCGUCCCAGGACUUCUCGGUCCCCCACAGGGUUCUGUCCAGCUGUUCCUGGUCUUGGGGUUCUGUCCAGCUGUCCCUGGUAUCGGGGUUCUGUCCAGUUGUCCCUGGUAUCGGGGUUCUGUCCAGCUGUCCCUGGUAUCGGGGUUCUGUCCAGCUGUCCCUGGUAUCGGGGUUCUGUCCAGCUGUCCCUGCUCUCGGGGUUCUGUCCAGCCGUCCCUGCUCUCGGAGUUCUGUCCAGCUGUCCCUGGUAUUGGGGUUCUGUCCAGCUGUCCCUGCUCUCGGAGUUCUGUCCAGCUGUCCCUGGUAUCGGGGUUCUGUCCAGCUGUCCCUGGUAUCGGGGUUCUGUCCAGCUGUCCCUGGUAUCGGGGUUCUGUCCAGCCGUCCCUGCUCUCGGGGUUCUUUCAGGUCUGAAAGGAACCUUUCGGAUGCUUUGCCCUGCAGAUCAGACAGACCCUGAAGAUUGGUGGACCCUCGGCCUUCAGACCGGACUGUGUCUCCGAAGUGUUUCAGGACAUUUCCUUCCUGCAUGUUCAUUUUUUCCCAUGAUCCUCUCUGUUUUCAGCACCACUCUGUAAACUGCUCAUAAUAAAGACUGU
Salarias fasciatus (jewelled blenny) is the source of this 3224-nucleotide messenger RNA. It is a transcript of the gene notchl, whose product is annotated as notch receptor, like. The coding region runs from base 163 to 2499 and encodes 778 amino acids. Lineage: Eukaryota; Metazoa; Chordata; Actinopteri; Blenniiformes; Blenniidae. The record is from RefSeq and is a predicted model, not a curated record. Gene Ontology annotation, molecular function: protein binding. The transcript has 11 exons.